Microtus oregoni (creeping vole) is the source of this 1455-nucleotide messenger RNA. It is a transcript of the gene Mtrfr, whose product is annotated as mitochondrial translation release factor in rescue. Gene Ontology annotation, cellular component: mitochondrion. NCBI's taxonomy places the organism in Eukaryota, Metazoa, Chordata, Mammalia, Rodentia, Cricetidae. Gene Ontology annotation, molecular function: translation release factor activity. Bases 149 to 694 code for a protein of 181 amino acids. The transcript has 3 exons. Gene Ontology annotation, biological process: translational termination. The record is from RefSeq and is a predicted model, not a curated record.
UAGGACGCGUGCGCAGACCUGGGGGCUGUUGGUGGUGGUGGGGGGCGGGGGGAGAACAACGCAGACUUCACCUUUGAUUCCCCAGUGGUUUAGAUUCUUGCUGAAUGUUUCCGGCUGGAGGCCGGUACAAAAACAGGUUGUGUCUGCGAUGAGCACCUGGGCUUGGCUCCGUUUCCCUACACCGCUGAUAAGGAUGUGCUCGGGGAACUGGGGACUCGGGCUUCAGGAGAAGCCAGCACUGCUCUUCCCAGGAAUGGCUGCUGCUGCGGUGCAGGUGGCAGGCAGGAAGGACUAUCCUGCUCUGCUUCCCCUGAAUGAGAGUGAGCUUGAAGAACAGUUUGUGAAAGGCCAUGGUCCAGGGGGCCAGGCCACCAACAAAACCAGCAACUGUGUAGUGCUCAAACAUGUGCCCUCCGGCAUUGUGGUCAAGUGCCACCAAACACGAUCAGUGGAUCAGAACAGAAAGAUAGCUCGGAAAAUCCUCCAGGAAAAAGUGGAUGUCUUCUACAAUGGCGAAAACAGCCGUGUCCACAAAGAAAAGCUGGAGGCUGAGAGGAAAAAGCAAGCAAGGAAGAAAAGAGCAAAGGAGACCCUAGAAAAAAAGAAGUUGUUGAAAGAACUAUGGGAAGCAAGUCAACACGUCCCUGAGGAAAGGACUGGUGCUGACGCUGUACCAGGGGGCUUUCGGGAAUAACGGUGGUAAUGCCUGGCACCGGUGUUGGCGCAUCUAAAGAAAAUGUCCUGGAGGCGGGAGUGGUGGUGCACACUGCGGUCUCGGCACUCGGGAGGGCCAGGGCUUGGGCAGAAGCACUUGUCCCACAAGUGAGUUUGAUUCUCAAAAUCCACAUAAGGGUGGAAGGUCAGAACUGACUCCAGAGUCCUCUGACUUCCUGAUGUACGCUAUUCCCUGUGUGCCCACACUUGUCACACACAAAAAUGAACAAGCAAUACAAGGUUGAGAUAAAAACAGUUUGAAAGAGUACUGAUAUUAGUUAACCCCACUUUUAUGGCAAGUUGAACCAAACAAUAGCACUUAGUGGUAUCUUGUCAACUCCAGGAACAUUGCUGAGCUGCCUUAAGGUAUAAUUUAGCCUUAGUUUUUGGUAAAGAGUAGUAAAGAAAAUGAACCAUCAGUGAAGUGGCACUAAGUUACCUGCUGUGCUUGCUGGUUUUAACAAUUCACACAAGCUAGCAUCACCAGGGAAGUUUUAGUGAGAAAUUAUAAGGAUGUCUGUGGGAAUUAUCUGUAUUGUUAACUAAGUCAGAAAACCCAGCUCAUUGUGGGCAGCAUCAUUCCCUAAGCAGGAAUCCAGAAUACAAGAAAGCUAGCUAAGAAAAGCAAGCAACGAUGCUUUUACUCUCUUGACUGGAUGUGGUAUACUACUGAGUUCCUACCCUGACUUCCCCAAGAUGACUUACUGUAACUUGAAAUAGCAAGCUAAAUAAAUUCUUCUU